AUGGAACACUUCACUAUUGAAGCUGUGGCUGGAGGAUGUACACGGGCUUGUUGCAAGUUGUGCAAGCAAACAUUUGCUUACAGUAGUGGGUCGAAGAUUGCAGGCACUAGCCACCUCAAGAGGCAUAUUGCUCUGGGAUCCUGUCCUAAAAUCAAAAAUCAGGAAAAGAAAAUGCUUGCGCUUACUUCAGGACGUCAGCUGCGUAUAUCCAUUUAUCAGAAAGAAAAGCAAAGCCUCAUGCAAGUCUUUGGAACUAUGCCUGGAAGGGUUAGCCUCACCAUAGGCUUGUGGACAACAAGUCAGACUCUCGGAUAUGUUUGCCUUACUGGGCAAUUCAUCGACAGCGACUGGAGGCUGCACAGAAGAAUGCUUAACUUCAUGAUGGUAUCAUCUCCUCAUUCAGAAAAUGCUCUUAGUGAAGCUAUCGGGGUUAGCCUUUCAGAUUGGAGCAUGAAGUCCAAGUUAUUCACCAUCACUUUAGACAAUAAUUGCUCAUCUCAUGACAUCUACAGUGCAAAUCUCAGAGACCACCUGUCCAACAAGAACACGCUCAUGCUCAAGGGUCAGCUGUUUGUUGUCCGUUGUUAUGCCCAUAUUUUGAAUGUAGUUGCUCAAGAUGUGAUUGCUUCAAUCCAUGGUAUUAUAUACAACAUCCGUGAAAGUGUGAAAUUUAUCAAAGCUUCUCCAGCCCGUGAAGAAAAUUUUGCUGAGAUUGCCUUGCAACUUGAAAUUCCUAGCACAAAGACAUUGUCUCUUGAUGCUGGCGGCCGCCUUGGAAUAUAA
Messenger RNA from Phoenix dactylifera (date palm), 783 nucleotides. The record is from RefSeq and is a predicted model, not a curated record. Lineage: Eukaryota; Viridiplantae; Streptophyta; Magnoliopsida; Arecales; Arecaceae.